UCCAUUAACAGUACUGUCUGGUUAUCAUUAAGAAUUACCUGAUGAACUCUUUCCUAGAGUCUCAGAGGUAUAAACGAGUAAGAGCUGCAAUCAGACCAUCCAACACAUCUGUUUCAGGGUGGAGUUUUAAUUUUUUGAUGUCAUCAUGAAGAGCAGGAUACCUCUCAUUCUUCUGGCUUGUGGAUCCUUUAACCCCAUCACAAACAUGCAUAUGCGUUUGUUUGAGCUGGCUAGAGAUCACCUGCACCAAACAGGAAGGUAUCAGGUGAUUGAAGGCAUAAUGUCUCCUGUUAAUGAUGACUAUGGAAAGAAAGGCUUGGUUUCAGCAAGGCACCGGAUAGCAAUGGCUAAACGAGCACUGAAGACAUCUGAUUGGAUUCGAGUUGAUCCAUGGGAGAGUGAGCAGGAGACAUGGACAGAGACAGUAGAAGUAUUGCGGCACCAUUACAAUGAAUCACUCAGAUUGCUCCAGUCCAAGAAGGAAUGCAUGAAAAACAAACGGCCCACAGAAAGAUCUACAGAGGAUUACCUUUCUUCCCAGCACUCAGUUCUACCAGAAUUAAAGCUGCUUUGUGGGGCUGAUUUUCUACAGACAUUUAAGACACCCAAUCUCUGGAAGGAAGAACACAUCAAAGAAAUCGUGGAAAAGUUUGGUUUGUUACCUAAAGUAAGGAUGCCUGCAGAUUUCAACGGUUACUGGAAAAUGGUCAGCAACGACAAUUUCGAGGAGUACCUGAAAGCACUGGAUGUAAAUGUUGCUGUAAGAAAAAUAGCAAACUUGCUAAAACCUGACAAAGAAAUCCUUCAGAAUGGGGAUCAUAUGAUCAUUAAAACGCUAAGCACUUUUAGAAACUACAUCAUGGAAUUUGAUGUAGGAAAGGAGUUUGAGGAGGAUUUAGCUGGGGUGGAUGAUCGCAAAUGCAUGACCACCGUAUCCUGGGAUGGAGAUAAGCUUCUUUGUGUACAGAAUGGAGAAAAAGAAGGUCGUGGUUGGACCCAGUGGAUUGAAGGAGAUGAAAUGCACCUGGAAAUAAGAGUUUGUGGAGUCAAGUGUAAGCAGGUCUUUAAGAAGGUACAGUGAGCCUACUGCUGAUACAGAAGUGAAGAACAGUAGAAUUUACACACUUACCACUAAAUCUCCAAAUACUAGUAAUGAACAUCCCCAGUGUCAAAAGCAAACACAGAAAUGAAGAUCACAUUAGAACUGUAUAGUUAGAAUAAAAUAUUUUUAACAAAUCAUUUUAAAGAAAUAAGUACAAAUAAAACUAUUUUUAGAAAUGCCAAUUAAAGAUACUAAACACUAUAAA
Tyto alba (common barn owl) is the source of this 1307-nucleotide messenger RNA. RefSeq names its product retinol-binding protein 1. The transcript has 9 exons. Gene Ontology annotation, cellular component: mitochondrion; cytosol; nucleus. NCBI's taxonomy places the organism in Eukaryota, Metazoa, Chordata, Aves, Strigiformes, Tytonidae. Gene Ontology annotation, biological process: retinoic acid biosynthetic process; NAD+ biosynthetic process; vitamin A metabolic process. The record is from RefSeq and is a predicted model, not a curated record. Gene Ontology annotation, molecular function: fatty acid binding; nicotinate-nucleotide adenylyltransferase activity; nicotinamide-nucleotide adenylyltransferase activity. The coding region runs from base 146 to 1081 and encodes 311 amino acids.